Molecule: messenger RNA, 2580 nt
Organism: Oryzias latipes (Japanese medaka)
Lineage: Eukaryota; Metazoa; Chordata; Actinopteri; Beloniformes; Adrianichthyidae
Gene: prkg2l
Product: protein kinase cGMP-dependent 2, like
Biological process (GO): protein phosphorylation
Molecular function (GO): cGMP-dependent protein kinase activity; ATP binding
Source: RefSeq, a predicted model, not a curated record
UGCAGCCAAAAUGUGCAUCACUGCGUUGUGAAUGGCAACAGAAUGAGAAAAUACAGAAUCCCUGGAUAAGACAGAGACUUCCCUCAGGAGUGUUCGACGAUCUCUGGAAUAUUUCCCUCAGCUGCUGUCUCGAGGUCCAUCCCUAUGGUGGCCAGCCAGCUGCUGGCCAUGGGUAACGGUUCGGUCAAAGCCCCCCGGGCGGAAGAGAACAGCUGCCUGCCCUCCAUCCACGCAGAUGCUCCUCACCUGGACUCUGACAUCCUCAGGGUGAGAAUUACCUAUCUGGAGACCGAACUUGCACGUCGAAAUCAAGAGUUUCAAACGCAGGAGCUCCAGCUGCGACGUCUCCAGAAGGAACUAGAGACGAAGGUCUCCCAGAUCGAGAAGCUCCAGGAUGCAAUCCAUUCCCACCAAACUGUUGGACUUUCUCCAACUGCCCUCUGCCACCACAGCUGCCGCCACUUCAGUGCCAUCAACCAGGGGCGCUUCCACAAGGUGGCUGUGGAAGUACAUCGUCGUCUCAGAGCAAAGGAAGGGGUCUCUGCGGAACCACCCUCUGCUGACAACUUCCUGUGGCGAUACAGGCCAUCAAGCGUGUCCACUGCCAGGACUGUCCACAAAAACUCCGACACCAAGAGACUUAUCAAUGAAGCCAUCUUGAGCAAUGACUUUUUGAAGAAGCUAGAGCCACAGCACAUGAGGGAGAUGGUGGACUGCAUGUAUGAGAAGGUUUACUCUGAGGGACAGCUGGUCAUCCAGGAAGGGGACGCUGGAAACUACCUGUAUGUCCUGGCAGAAGGUUUGCUGGAAGUCAUUCAGAACGGAAAGUUGCUGGGGGAGAUGCAUCCUGGCACGGCCUUUGGAGAACUGGCCAUUCUAUACAACUGUAAAAGAACAGCGACAGUGAAAGCUGUGUUACAGUCGCACAUCUGGACCCUGGAACGUCAGACCUUCCAGACUAUCAUGAUGCAGACCACACAGGCCAGACACCAGGAGUACUUCACCUUUUUGCGCAGUGUAUCUCUGCUUAAACAACUGCCUGAAGAGAAACUGGGAAGGAUUGUUGAUUGUCUUGAAGUGGAAUACUUUGAGAAAGGAGAGUAUAUCAUUCGAGAGGGUGAAGAAGGCAACACUUUUUUCAUUAUUGCAAAAGGACAGGUCACAGUCACACAGAGCUCCGAGGGAUUUACUCAACCUCAAGAAAUUAAGACCUUAGGAGUCGGUGACUACUUUGGAGAAAGAGCUCUCAUCAGUGAGGAUGUCCGCUCUGCCAACAUCAUUUGUAAUGAGAAUGACACACAAUGCCUGGUGGUGGACAGAGACAAUUUCAACCAAAUGGUGGGGACUUAUGAGGAGCUUCAGACUUACCUCAAGGAAUAUGUAGGAGAACUUUCCAAAAGCGAUGAGAGGAGACAUUUUCUACCCCACUCUCAGCAGAGUGACUCUCCAGAAGCUCAGGAGCUAAGCAGGCUAAGGGAGAGGACUGCUCGCAUUCCUGCAAAUCAGCCUUUCCAAGAACUUGAAGUCAUAGCAACUCUGGGCAUGGGAGGAUUUGGACGAGUUGAAUUGGUGAAACUAAAGGAUGAGGAGAGCACGUUUGCUUUAAAAUGUAUUAAAAAGAAGCAUGUUGUGGAUACCAGACAACAACAGCACAUCUACUCUGAAAAAAAGAUCCUUCAACAAACAAACUCUUCAUUUAUCAUCAGAUUAUUCCGGACAUUUCGUGACAAUAAAUACAUUUACAUGCUGCUGGAGGUUUGUCUCGGUGGAGAGCUGUGGACUGUGCUGCGGGACAUGAGUUGUUUUGAAGAGCAAACUGCCAGGUUUUGCAUUGGCUGUGUCCUGGAAGCCUUUGAUUAUCUCCACAGUAUGGGCAUCAUCUACAGAGACCUGAAGCCUGAAAAUCUGCUGCUUGAUGCUGAUGGUUACGUCAAAAUGGCAGACUUUGGAUUUGCAAAACAAAUUGGUAUUGGAAGGAAGACCUGGACUUUUUGUGGGACUCCAGAAUAUGUGGCACCAGAAGUUAUCAUGAACAAAGGUCAUGACUUUGGAGCUGACUGUUGGUCUUUGGGAAUCCUAGUAUUUGAACUGCUAACCGGCAACCCCCCCUUUUCUGGAUCAGACCCUAUUAAGAUUUACACAAUGGUCCUCCAUGGCAUCGAUAGGGUGGAUUUUCCCAAAAGAAUAGGAAAACGUCCAGAUGAUCUUAUAAGAAGGCUCUGCAAGUAUGACUUAACCCGGUGGAGAGGAUUGGAAACAAAAAGAAUGGUAUCAUGGACAUUAAGAAACACAAAUGGUUCCAGGGAUUCAACUGGGAAGGUUUGCAGGGUCGGAAACUGCCAUCACCACUGAAGAGAGAGCUGAGGGGGCCUAUGGAUCACAGUAACUUUGACAUGUUUCCACCUAACUCAGAGGAGGCUCCAGAUGAGUUGUCCGGCUGGGAUAAGGACUUCUGAGGACUGGAAUCUGUCUGACAAAACAGUGAAAUCAGACCAAGGCUGAACAGUUGACUUACUGGGUGGACAAUAGGGUGCAUGCUCUUGUUGAAGAGUGACUAAAUAAAACAAAGUUCUUCCUACA